Molecule: messenger RNA, 615 nt
Organism: Struthio camelus australis
Lineage: Eukaryota; Metazoa; Chordata; Aves; Struthioniformes; Struthionidae
Source: RefSeq, a predicted model, not a curated record
AUGGCAAGAGUGAGAGAGUCAAGGCAAGAGAGACAGAGAGAGAAAAUCAAGGCAAGAGAGAGAGCCAAGGUGAGAGAGACAGACAGACAGACAGAGAGACAGAAAGAGAGUCAAGGCCAUAGAGAGAGUGUUAGAGGGAGAGUCAAGGAGAGAGAGAGAGAAGAAAGAGACAGAGAGAGAAAGGGAGAAAAGAGUCAAGGGGAGAAAGAGAGUCAAGGGGAGAGAGAAAGAGAGUCAUGGCAUGAGAGAGACGGAGAGAGAGUCAAGGCAAGAGAAAGUCAAGAUGAGAGAGAGUCAAGAAAAAUGCAAUCUGGGAAUGGACCUCACAACAUGAAGAAACCUGGAACUUUUAAAGGAAAACAUGAGUGUAUAUCAAUCACUGGGACCCAUCCAUACUACGUGGCCCCUCUCACUACAUAUCCAGAUGGUUUAUCUAAGGAGAGCAAAGUUACUGAAGCUGUAGAGUGUAUAGGAAUGCCCAUUGAAUACAUGGAGCCUCCGUGCUCUCCUAUCAAAGAUGCCCCUGAAUUUGAUCCCUGUCAGCCAGAUGGCAUCUGGUUUACUGAUGGAAGUGUUCGCAAAAUACAGGAAAUUGCUGACCUCCUGGAUGACUGA